AUGGUCAAAGUCCUCAUCUCCCUCAGUGUGUUGGCCGCUGCCGCUACGGCUGGGUCCGUCACAGAACUCCCCGAAUCUGUGACCAAGCUCAUCGACUACUCCAUCAACCCCUGCGACGACUUUUAUCAAUAUGCGUGUGGUGCGUGGCACAAUGAUGCUGUGAUCCCCCCGGACGAACACCAAGUCGAUACGUCGUACGCCAAGAUCUACAGCGAAAAUGAAGCCGUGUUGAAGACGAUUUUGUCUGACUACAAGCCUAAGCUUGGUGAAUUUUACAACUCUUGUUUGGACACGGCUACGCUAUCAUCGCUGGGCCUGACUCCGCUGGAGGACUCGUUCAAAGCCAUUCGGUCGGCCAACACCACGUUGGACCUCCUCAUCGUGGCUGGUAAAUUGGCCAAGAACGACAUCCCUGCGUUCGUGGACAUCAACUCCAGCUUAGACGACAACGAUGUGACCAAGCACGCCCUCUUCGGUUACCGAGCCCCCCUGUCGCUGGAUCGAGAGUACUACACCAACCCUUCAAAUUGGAAGGCCGUCGAAGCCGACUACAAGGUGUACAUUGCGUCGGUGUUACAGCUAGCUGGCUACACUGCUGAGAAAGCGGCGGCUGCCGUGCCAGUGAUCAUCCGUUUCGAGCAAAGUCUGGCCGGUGUCUCCCUCAGCGAGCUCGAGGAGAUGGAGCCCGUUGAGUCUCCCUAUACUGCAUUGACGUUCUACCAACUGGACCAGAAGUACCCACUGCUGAUCGGCUCGUGGCUCAAGGCCAACGGCUUCAACGUACGCGACCAGUGCGGUGGGUCAAACGACUGGGUGGGGUUUUACUACUUGACCUACUUUGACAAGGCCGAAGUGUUGUUGAAGAACACGACGCUGGACAACCUCCGCACCAUCGUGGAAUACAAGCUCAUCCAUGCCUCGUCGAACCACUUGACUCCUGAAUUCCGCACGGCCAACUGGAACUUCUUCGGCAAGAAGAUCGAUCGCAAAAGGGAGGAACCUUCUCGUGAAAAGUUCUGCCUGACUCAGACGAGCUCCAAAUCCACCCUCGGGUAUCUCUUGGGCCAGUACUUCUUAGACGCGAUGUGGUCGGCUGAUACGGCCAAGACGGCCAACGACCUGGUGAAGGCCUUGAGGUCGUCCUUCUCCACUGGCAUUGCCACCGCCGACUGGUUGGACAACUCGACCCGCGCCAACGCACAAACGAAGCUGUCCAAGCUUGUACACUUGUUGGGUGGCCCGGAGAAGCCGCAGCUGUACCCCACGCUGACGUUGGACUCGAAGUCGUAUCUGAACAACCGGUGGAAGGUGUCUCAAGUGAACAUCGACACCAAUUUGAAGCUGAACGGUCAACCUGUGGACAGGCGCAGGUUCAACAUGGCCCCCCAUGAGGUGAACGCGUACUACAACAGAUACGUAAACCAAAUUGCGUUCCCGGUCGGCGUUUUGCAAAAACCGUUCUUUGACGGCCAGUUUGACGCCGCCCAGAACUUUGGUGCCAUCGGGAUGGUAAUCGGACACGAAAUUACCCACGGGUUCGACCACUUGGGCCGCAAUAACGAUGGCGACGGCAACGUGAACCCAUGGUGGUCGAACACCACCAGCACUGCGUUCAAGACGAAAGCCCAGUGCAUUAUCGACCAAUACUCCAACAUUGUCGUCAAGAGCGAAGUGAAUGGCACUGUAUUGGGCAACAUCAGCGGCAAGAUCUCUUUGGGCGAAACCAUUGCGGACAACGGGGGGCUCAAGACCAGUUUCCGCGCGUACCACGAGUACUUGAAGGAGUUCCCGUCGCAGUACACGGAAGAAGCAGGCGACAAGUUGUUCUACUUGUCGUACGCCCAAUCCGCGUGCUCCAAGAACACGGAUGCCUACCUCCUCAGAUCUUUGAAGCAGACGCACCCGCGCGGUCGGUACCGCGUGACAGGGGCGUUGCAAAACAACGCUGAGUUUGCCCGUGUGUUCCAGUGCCCCACCGACUCGUACUUGAACCCGUCCAAGAAGUGCUUGUUGUGGGAAUAG
Messenger RNA from Aphanomyces astaci, 2022 nucleotides. RefSeq lists its product as hypothetical. The coding region runs from base 1 to 2022 and encodes 673 amino acids. Gene Ontology annotation, molecular function: metalloendopeptidase activity. The transcript has a single exon. Gene Ontology annotation, biological process: protein processing. Gene Ontology annotation, cellular component: plasma membrane. The record is from RefSeq and is a predicted model, not a curated record. Lineage: Eukaryota; Oomycota; Saprolegniomycetes; Saprolegniales; Verrucalvaceae.